ACAAAAUGACGUGGGAUGACAGCAGGGACAAGAAUCAGUCCAACGGGGCAACGGGAGCAGGACUUUACCCUUGAUUGUGGCUAUAAAAACUCCGAGCGGCAGUCUGCACCACACAAGUCACCAGACCGACGAAGAGACGAGCUGCCUCUGCAAGGGUCAAGGUCAAUCAUGAAGGUACUCGUGGUUCUCGCACUUGCUGUUUUCUCUGUUUGCGAUGCCAACGUCCUGUGGCAGCAGCCGCCCAAGAGCAACCUGGAGGUGGUGAAAGAUGCUUUCUGGGAUUACGUUGCCAAAGCGACACUCACUGCUGAGGACUCCCUGAAGCAGAUCAGACAGUCUGAGCUGGGACAGGAAGUCAACACCAGGAUCUCUCAGAGCGCCGACACCGUGAAUCAGUACGUCGUCGCUCUGCGCACUCAGGCGGCUCCUCUGACCCAAGACUUCAUGGCUCAGUUUACCCGGGAGGCGGAUCAGCUGAAGGCUCGUCUGGAGAAAGACCUGGCCGCCGUGGGCACAAAGAUGCAGCCCUACGCAGAUGAGCUGGUGGCGCACCUGCAGACGAAGGUGGAGGAGAUGAAGAAGGACGCGGCCCCCUACGCCACGGCCAUGGACCCAGAGGCCCUGAAGGCCCUCCUGGGGCAGAAGAGCCAGGAGCUGAAGGACCAGCUGGCUAAGAGCGUGAGCGAGCUGCAGGCGCAGAUGGUUCCCUUCACCGAGGAGAUGAAGCAAAAGAUGGAGCAGAGCCUGGAGGAGUUUCAGAGCAGCGUGAUCCCCGCGGCCCAGAGCUUCGAGGCCCAGCUCACCCAGAAAACCCAGGAGAUCCAGCAGAGCCUCACUCCGUACGGAGAGGAGCUGAAGACCAAGCUGGACGCCAGCGCUCAGGACCUGCAGGCUCAGCUCGCUGCCCUGUGGGAGUCGUUCACCGAGAAGACCCAGUAAACGGGCUGCUCCGCUCGGUCUGCCUGGAAGGCCUCGCUGCUCCUCAAGCAUCCACACUCAAAAUAUUUAUUUUAACUGCACCCAAAGUAUAUUUCAUCCAAUAAAACUUGACAAUUAA
This is a messenger RNA of Scophthalmus maximus (turbot), 1057 nucleotides long. Its product is annotated as apolipoprotein A-I. The coding region runs from base 16 to 939 and encodes 307 amino acids. The transcript is spliced from 4 exons. Gene Ontology annotation, molecular function: phosphatidylcholine-sterol O-acyltransferase activator activity; cholesterol binding; phospholipid binding. Gene Ontology annotation, cellular component: high-density lipoprotein particle; chylomicron; extracellular region. The record is from RefSeq and is a predicted model, not a curated record. Lineage: Eukaryota; Metazoa; Chordata; Actinopteri; Pleuronectiformes; Scophthalmidae. Gene Ontology annotation, biological process: reverse cholesterol transport; positive regulation of lipid biosynthetic process; very-low-density lipoprotein particle remodeling.